Messenger RNA from Lingula anatina, 1881 nucleotides. RefSeq names its product E3 ubiquitin-protein ligase RING2. The record is from RefSeq and is a predicted model, not a curated record. Gene Ontology annotation, cellular component: ubiquitin ligase complex; PcG protein complex. Lineage: Eukaryota; Metazoa; Brachiopoda; Lingulata; Lingulida; Lingulidae. Gene Ontology annotation, molecular function: ubiquitin protein ligase activity; chromatin binding.
GUGAUUGUUAUAUUUUGGACUACUUUCACGAUCGUGCUCACAGCAUGGCCACGGAAGCAGCACCCCCGUCUAACAAAACAUGGGAGCUCAGUUUGUACGAACUGCAAAGGACGCCGCAAGAAGCGAUAACUGAUAAUACUGAGAUUGCAGUAUCUCCAAGAAGUCUGCACAGUGAGUUAAUGUGCCCAAUAUGUCUAGAUAUGUUAAAAAAUACUAUGACCACAAAGGAAUGUCUGCACCGAUUCUGUCAAGAAUGCAUAAUAACAGCUCUUCGCAGCGGCAACAAAGAGUGUCCGACAUGCAGGAAGAAGCUGGUUUCAAAAAGGUCUUUGAGACAUGAUCCAAAUUUUGAUGCUUUAAUAUCCAAAAUCUACCCCAGUAGGGAUGAAUAUGAAGCGCACCAGGAACGUGUGCUUGCCAAACUGAAUAAACACCACAACCCCGCAGCUCUAACAACCAGCAUCGAGGAGGGACUGCGGCUCCAAGCCAUGAACAGAGCGCAACGGGUGAGAAAACAGGUGAACGAGGACCCCAGGGUUGAGGGAUCAACGUCUGGGGAGAUCCAACCCCGAAAACGUGUUGCCAGAGAACAUUCCCAUGACUCUAACCCGGAUAAUGUGUCGGUGGAGGAUGAAGGAGGAGCAGGGUCCACUACUGGUUCAGAGACAGGAACAGUUGAGCUUGUAGCCCCUCCCGUCAGUGAAAUUGAGCUGGUCUUCAAGCCACAUCCUAUGGAUGAAAUAGAGGACAUAGCUGCGUACACUAGAUAUAUUAAAACAACAGCAAAUGCAUCUGUUGAUCACUUGGCCAAAUAUUUGUACAUGAGACUUGCCUUGGAAAGACAGGCAAGAGAACCAGGUACUUCCACAGAGGAUUCUGGGGAUAAAAACUACACGAUAUACAUCUCCCCUACUCCUGGCUCCCACGUCCUCCUCUCUGGAGCCCUGACCUUGGAGCAAGUCAAUGAAAAAUACUGGAAAGUGAACAAGCCAUUAGAAAUGUUUUAUUCAUCAAAAAAGCCUCUUCAGAAUACCCCCAGUACAGGAUCUCCCAAUGAAAAAAGACCCAAGGAAAAAGAGAAGGAUAUGGAAGAAGUGUAGUGAAAAUGAUAGAUUUAGAUCCUUAUUUCAUAUGUGAAGUCAAAAGAGCAUCUUGAUUACACAGGUUGUUGUGAACAUGGUUUUGUUCCAUGUUAUAUCACAGUGAAAUGUAACAAAACUCAUGUGACUACUGUGAUUCAUUUAUUUGAUGCUAUAUGAAAUAUACAUCAUGUAAAUGAAUGACAUUUGUUAUUUUCUUGUAUGCCAGCUUUUUGCUCAUUUUCAUCAUCAUUGUAGGAGAGAUAACUUGCCUUUGUCAAUGUUUUCUUAAAAAGAAAAAGGUUUGCAAAUUUUUGUCAGCAACACCAGUUUACAAAAACAGUUUAACGACAAGUGAGACUAUAUAGACUCACAAACUACCAUUGCUUUGGUAUUUAACAGUGGGAAUAGAUAAUUGAGAUGCCUGGAAUAUAGGAAUUGAUUGUGCCAGAUGAGAAUAACAUUUAAUUGUGUUAGAUGUGUUUUCACCCUAUAGAUUCCGGAGGUCCCAGCUCUAUGUACAACUGUAAACACAAACACAUUUACUCUGAACUUUUUCAAGUGUCUUUCUGUGGUAAUUGCAUACAUCUUACGUAUUAACUGUUAAUUCAUGUAGCAAGUAGGAAAAUAAUGUAAAUACCAAAUAGACCGUUUAGGGUUGCCGAAAAAGUGUUCAUAACUUGUUGCUGUUGUAAAUAUAUUGUAAUGUCUGUCUUCAUCGACAUUGUAGUGCACAUGAACAAAACAAGAAGACUGGUGCAUGAUAUAAAAGUAUUCAAAUAAAUAAAGUUAAUAUAACUUC